This is a messenger RNA of Salvia splendens (bonfire salvia), 3170 nucleotides long. Its product is annotated as receptor-like protein 9DC3. The record is from RefSeq and is a predicted model, not a curated record. Gene Ontology annotation, molecular function: protein binding. NCBI's taxonomy places the organism in Eukaryota, Viridiplantae, Streptophyta, Magnoliopsida, Lamiales, Lamiaceae. Bases 18 to 2903 code for a protein of 961 amino acids. The transcript has 5 exons.
AGAACGUCGUCUGUCAAAUGAAACCAAUCAGAAAAUUAAUGGGGAAUUUUACUCUUAUCUUUGCUGUUUCAAUCUUGUCAUUACAUAGCUUUGCCCUCUGCUCCUUGAAUUCCUUCACAGAUGAAAAUGCUCUCAUUUCCUUCAAAAACGCCAUCACUUCCGACCCUUAUGCUAUCUUGAGCACCAAUUGGUCUCAAAAUACAUCAGUCUGUAAUUGGAUUGGUGUGUCGUGCGGCCUCAAACACGGCCGUGUCACUGCCCUCAAUCUCCCUGGCUACGACCUUGCUGGAACUAUUCCUCCACAUCUCGGAAACCUUUCGUUUUUAAGAUAUUUGGACAUCAGCUCCAACAAUUUCAGUGGCUUCUUACCACAUGGUAUUUUCAAUGUGUCUUCCCUUAUAGAAAUUAGAAUUAGAAAUAAUAGCUUAUCUGGUUGGCUACCAAGUGAUAUGUGCGAUAAUCUCCCAAAUAUUGAAGCACUUGAUAUUUCGGCCAACCAACUUUCCGGAGAAAUUCCACCAAACAUAUGGAAAUGCAGACAUCUUCAAGAGCUGGAAUUAUCUUACAAUCAUUUCAAUGGAAAAAUUCCAAGUGAAAUUGGAAGUUUGAGUAUUCUUAAAGAGCUAUACUUGGGCUUUAACGAUUUCAGAGGAAUCAUCCCUGAAGAAAUAGGGAAUCUUUCACAGUUAGAGGUGUUGAGCAUCCCAUCCUCCUCUCUGACAGAAAAUAUUCCAUCUUCAUUGUUCAACAUAUCUUCAUUGAAAUACAUGUAUCUCUAUAACAACAGUUUGUCUAGAAAUAUUCCAAGUAAUAUGUGCGACAGUCUUCCAAAUAUUGAAGUACUUAAUCUUUGGCGCAACCAACUUUCUGGAGAAAUUCCACCAAACAUAUGGAAAUGCACACAGCUUCAGGACUUGGGAUUAUCUGUUAAUCAUUUCAAUGGAAAAAUUCCAAGUGAAAUUGGAAGUUUGAGUAUGCUUAGAAAGUUGUACCUGGGCGUGAAUGAUUUCAGAGGAAUGAUCCCUAAAGAAAUAGGAAAUCUUUCUCAGUUAAAGAAGUUAAGCAUCCCAAGUUCCUUUCUGACCGGAAAUAUUCCAUCUUCGGUGUUCAACAUAUCUUCAUUGAAAUUCAUGGAUCUCUCUAACAACAGUUUGUCUGGAAAUAUCCCAACUUUUCAUGGUCUAUCUAAGUUAGAGGAAUUAUAUUUGUUUCGUAACAACUUUGAAGGUUGGUUCCCAAGUGAUGUGUGCAGCAGCAAUAUCUCAAACAUCAGAACACUUGAACUCUUUGGGAAUCAACUUGAAGGGCAAAUUCCACCAAAUAUAUGGAAAUGCACACAUCUUGAGAUAUUGUCAUUAUCCGACAACCAUCUCAGUGGUAACAUCCCAUUCGAAAUUGGGAACAUGAGCAUGUUUAGGGAGUUGUAUUUGGAUGUGAACAACUUUCAAGGUGAAAUUCCAACCUCUAUCACCAAUGCUUCUCAGCUUACUCACAUGUACUUGAGCAGUAACUCAUUCACUGGUCCCGUUCCCGACUUUGGUAAUCUAAGACAGCUGCAAGUCCUUGGUCUCAGCGAAAAUAAUCUCACUGGAUUAGAAUCGACGAAUCAAGAAUUGGGAUUUCUCUCUUGUUUAACAAACUGCCAAAAUUUAGUUAACUUGGAUAUUAGUAACAAUCCGAUGAUGAAUGGUAUCCUUCCAGCUUCCAUUCGAAACUUGUCUAUUUCUCUUUCCAGCUUUAGAGCAUCUAAUUGCAGCAUCAGAGGUAUAAUUCCUCCUGAAAUUGGAAAUUUGAGGCAUUUGGAAGUUUUGGAUUUAUCCAAGAAUCAACUCACAGGAUUCAUCCCAACUACAUUCCCAAUGGGUUGUAGUCUUCAGUCACUCGACUUAAAUGCUAAUAAGUUGGCAGGAUCAUUGCCUCAAUCCCUUUCCAAUUGUCAGACUCUUCAAGUUCUUGAUAUUGGAAACAACAGAAUACAAGACAUUUUUCCAAUUUGGACCGGAAAUCUCACUGAUCUUCGCGUCCUCAUAUUGAGAUCCAACAACUUUAGUGGUACCAUUUCUUCUCACACUUCCAAGGCUAGUCUUCCAUUCCCCAAGUUGCAAGUUUUUGAUAUAUCCUAUAAUGCAUUCAUUGGGAAUCUGCCCCAUGAAUAUUUGAGUAAUUUUAAAGCAAUGAUGGAUGCACGGGAGAAUCACCGAGGAGAACGAGAUCUGUCUCGAUUAUAUAUAGAUUCAUUGACAAUAACAAUGACAUUGACAGUGAAGGGUAUUGAUAGAGAAUAUAAGAGAAUUCUGAAAACCUUGACAACAAUUGACAUGUCAUCCAACAGAUUCUCAGGCAGUAUACCAAAUUCCAUAGGAGAUUUAAAUUCCUUGAUAUAUUUGAAUCUCUCUCACAAUUGCCUCGCAGGAGGUAUACCUGCAUCUCUUGGAAACGUGACAGAACUCGAGUCGUUGGACCUGUCUUCAAACCGGUUGGAGGGGAAGAUUCCAACAGAGCUAACAAAGCUCAGAUUUCUUUCGGGGAUAAACCUGUCGAUGAAUAAUCUUUCAGGGAUGAUACCACAAUCGGGUGGCCAGUUUCCCACAUUUGACUAUGCAUCAUAUGUUGGGAAUCCUGGACUAUGUGGAUUUCCGUUAACACUUGAAUGUGAAGAGCCUUCGCCUCCUCCGAUGGUGCAAGAAGAUGGUGGUGAUGAUUAUGGUAUUCUAGAGGGAUUCUGUUGGCAAGCUGUUGUUUCGGGGUAUGGAUGUGGAUUCGUAAUAGGUGGGAUUGUGGGUGGUCUGAUUCUUGGGUAUGGAAGGCCUAAAUGGUUGGUGGAAUGGAUCUACAGAUUUUACAGGAUAAAGAUGAGAAGCCGUAGAGGAAAUGUAGCAACGCAAAGAAGAAGAAUAAGAUAAGAAUUUUGAGUCUUUGAUGUUGAAUGUUGAAGGUAGAAUAAUGGGCAUUGUUGUUUUCUCACGUUUAUUUGCAUCUUAUGUUGAACUUUCUAAGUAAUGUUCUAGUAUCCAGCACAUGUAAUUGCACUGACGCCCCUUUGUAGCGGAGUCUAUUUCUAGUACAUAUACUCCAUCGUUUUUUUGUAGCAUAGUCGUAUUUAUUUUUUGGUUAUUCCAUUAUAUUUGAGUCAUUUUUUAGCAAAAAAAUGAUAUAUUUCGUUUCCGUUA